CAACCCCAGAAACCCCCUGGUAACAAGUUUCAACAGAGAGGUACUUCGAUUAUUGAAGCCGCACGUUGCUCCUCGCCCAUUUCGGUGUUCGAGAAAUAUUUGUCCAGCAUCUUCGCCAUCAACGGGGAUUACUCGGAGUCUGCCCCAGCUAUUGCCAUCGCCACCAGUCCCAGUGCAGUUACUCAUCGCCGUCGCCUCCGACAACAGUUUCGCUGCCCUCACCGUCGCCGCAAAUUCAAGUGCAACUACCAUCGCCGUCGCCUCCGACAACAGUUUCGUUGCCCUACCCAUCGCCGCCAAUUCAAGUGCAACUAACAUCG
This is a messenger RNA of Rhagoletis zephyria (snowberry fruit fly), 320 nucleotides long. RefSeq lists its product as uncharacterized. The record is from RefSeq and is a predicted model, not a curated record. NCBI's taxonomy places the organism in Eukaryota, Metazoa, Arthropoda, Insecta, Diptera, Tephritidae.